UAGUGGAGUUAACCAGGAAACGAAAACGCUACGACGACUCAAGCAAACCUUAACAAAAGCAUAUGGCGCCAACCGCCUAAUAAUCGAUAGCAAUUCGGAAGUGAGACUUUUUUUGUGGUUUGUGAGAUGAAUUUGAGGAAGUAUGAAAGCGGAUACACACCUACCUUCUAUCACAUCCCUGGAACGACCACAUAAUCUUCACCUCAAUCAAGAACAAAUACCCGAGGUCUCCACCACCACCAACACCUACUCACAUCCUUCAUCCAAAGCCCACAAAAUGCGAUCUCCAACCCCCUUCACCCGCCUCCUCCUCGCCGUCCUCCUCCUCACCCUAACCCACGCCCAAAUACCAAUCCAACCCUGCGACAUCAAGUGCAUUCUUAUCCCGGGGUGCUGCCCCGACUUCCCGUUGCCCGUACCCGGACAUCCCGCGACGAUCGUACCACAGCCGGGCGUAACUAUUGUGGUUGGCGGUGGUGGUGGAGGGAGCGGUGGGGGGUUGGCGACCGUGUCGAUUGUGAGGCCGUCCAGGACGACGGAGAAGGUGGUGAUUACGGCGUCGACGAGCGCGGGGGGGAGUCAGAGCUCGGCAUUGACGCCGACGCCGACGGAGAGGGUCAUCGUUGUUGGGGCGGGGAGUGUGAGUGCGAGUACACCGGCGAGUGCUAGUGCGACGAGUGCGACGCCUGCGGCGGCCACGUCCGCGGAUUCGGCGACGAGUGCGGGGUCGCUUGGCUUUGAUGCCAAGUUCGGUGCGGCUGCUAGUGCGGGCGGGAUCGCGGUGAUGGCGGGUUUAUUCGUCGCUGCGGGGGUCGUCUGAUUCGAUUUGAUGCCGUAAAGC
Fimicolochytrium jonesii is the source of this 841-nucleotide messenger RNA. RefSeq lists its product as uncharacterized. The record is from RefSeq and is a predicted model, not a curated record. The coding region runs from base 143 to 820 and encodes 225 amino acids. The transcript has 2 exons. Lineage: Eukaryota; Fungi; Chytridiomycota; Chytridiomycetes; Spizellomycetales; Powellomycetaceae.